Molecule: messenger RNA, 1920 nt
Organism: Rasamsonia emersonii CBS 393.64
Lineage: Eukaryota; Fungi; Ascomycota; Eurotiomycetes; Eurotiales; Trichocomaceae
Product: DNA-directed RNA polymerase III subunit rpc3
Exons: 3
Coding region: 1-1920 (639 amino acids)
Biological process (GO): DNA-templated transcription
Cellular component (GO): RNA polymerase III complex
Molecular function (GO): single-stranded DNA binding
Source: RefSeq, a predicted model, not a curated record
AUGUUGCUGACUUGCUUUCGUGAAAUUCCGAAGCUGCAAUUUGCAAUUCGCAUCUUUUCCACCCUCGUCCGCUAUGACCGUCUCGCGCUCCCACGUCUCAAAUUUUACUCUCGUCUCUCAGACAAACAGCUGCAUUAUGGCCUUUCUGCAAUGAUCCAGAUGCACCUUGUCUUUCACUACACUUCAUACGACGAUGGCGUGACGUACUACGAGGCCAAUACUCAGUCGGCAUAUUACCUCAUAAGGUCUGGCAAGAUCUUGGAGGUGGUUGCAAACAGACUCGGAGAAUAUGCCGCAACUGUCCUGUCGACUAUCAUGUAUCUGGGACAUGCGCAGGUCAGCUACCUGGAGACGUUGCCGGAGCUCUUGUCCGAACAGCCCAAGGAGACUCAAACGAACGGCGUCAGCAGCGACCACGAACAUUCCGAUCAGGAUGAGGGGGUCGAGAAAGAGGACGGGGACGACGCUGAAAAGCACACGUCAAUUCCCAAUGGUGAUCAUGCAUCUAACGAGGAGAGUCGCCUCCGCCUGCACUCUACGUUGAAAGCGCUGGCUGCUCAUGGAUACAUUAUCCGUGUUCGGGACGCUCACUUUCAAAGUCAUGCGGACAUCGUGAUGGAUGCAGAAAGAUCAAUUAAGUCGAGACCAGACAUGAAAGGGCUCAAGGGCAAGAAACUGGAUGAAGCGCUCGUGGAAGCAGUCGAACGUCUGGUCAAGGAACGCACCGACGGAGAUCUCACCCGGGGGUUGAUGUUUAAAGGGAUUCCUCGAGGGGUGAAGAGGCGACAUGCGAACGGGAUCGCCAAUGGUUCCAACAAGCGACCGAGGUUGGAACCCUCUGUGGCGCAUGCGGUUGCGGAAGACGACUCUGAAGAGGACGACUGGUCGGAUGACGAUGUGGUGGAAGACACGUCUGAUUUAAUUGUUCGCGUCAAUUAUGAGAAGCUCGACGUCGUCUUUCGAAACCGCCGCCUAGUUGAGCUCGCAGAGCAAUAUUCCUCGGCUGUCACGGCCCAAGUUUAUGAAACUCUCCUCCGUCUCAUCGAAUACCAGACACCACGCUGCCGCGAUCAACCGGAAAUACCACCCGAGGGAGAGGAGGGAGAGCGGUAUUCCGUUGCCAUUCCUCUUCACACCCUCGCCGAGGAAGUCGAUCCUCAACUCGAUCUUGCAGGCUCCAUCGGUCCUAUGGAUCCGUCGCAGCCGCCCGGUAGAAGAGGAAAACGGCCUCUGGAAAAUGGCGUGAAUGGCGACGGAGAGGACGAACCUGAUGGAGCACUGAAAGGGAACCGGACGCACGACAUUGAUCAGCAUCUCACUCUCCUUGCUCAGCCCCCCUAUAAUUUCUGCUCUCGUCGGCUCAGCUCGGGCAUACCUUCGUGGACAGUCGAAUAUCGACAUCUCGCUCGGCAUCUCCGCCAUCUCGAAAUAGAACGUAUUGUUGGAACUCGAUAUGGUAGCGCCGCAUUGCGGGUAAUCCGUAUCUUACUCGCCAAGGGCAAGUUGGACGAGAAGCGUCUGCAGGAGAUCAGCCUUCUCUCGUCCAAGGAUCUGCGCCAGGUACUUGGAGGCAUGCAGGCGACUGGGUUUGUGGACCUGCAAGAAGUGCCUCGUGACGCCCAGCGCCAGCCGUCCCGCACAAUCUAUCUGUGGUUCUACGACCCGGACAGGGUGUGCCGCAAUCUCUUGCAAGAUACUUACAAAGCCAUGUCACGUUGUCUGCAACGGAUCCGGUUCGAGCGCAACCGGCUGAGAGAGUUCCUGGAUAAGACGGAACGCAGUGAUGUAAAGGGCAAUGAAGAACGAUAUCUGUCAGAGGCAGAAUUGAAGACGCUGCAACAGUGGCGAGAUAAGGAGGCCCUAUUGCUGGGGGAGGUCUCUCGACUAGAUGAUCUGGUGGCUGUCCUAAGGGAUUUCUAG